CUCGCUCGCUGGCUCAGCAUGCGCGGGCUCUGCCGCCGCCGCCUCUUCUGCUUGCUGGCCGCCCUGCUGGGGCUGUGCGGGGGCAGCAGGAACUGCCCCGACCUCAUCGUGGACCGCUGCCUCUGCGCCGCCGAGCGCGCCAAGGGGCCCGGCCGCCCGGCUCUCCGCAUCAAAGUGGUCUGCACCGGCGGAGACUUGGUGGAAACUUUGCAGCCCGCUGUGCUGCCCAACCGCACCGUGUCCCUGAUUCUGAGUAACAACAAGAUCUUGUGGUUGAAGAAUGGCUCUUUCUUUGGACUGAGAUCCCUGGAGAGACUAGAUCUGAAGAAUAAUUUGAUCAGCACAAUUGAGCCAGGGGCCUUCACUGGACUUUCUGAACUGAAGCGCCUGGAUCUUUCAAAUAACAGAAUUGGCUGCCUAACUCCAGAAAUGUUUGUUGGACUUAACAAUCUUCACAAACUGAAUCUGUCGGGGAAUAUAUUUUCAAGUCUCAUGAACGGACUUUUUUCUGAGUUGCUAGCUCUAAAAGCACUACAUUUUAACACCGAUUCACUCAUUUGUGACUGUAAUCUAAAAUGGGUCUUGCAAUGGGCCAGAAAUGCUUCAGUUCGAAUAGCAGAGGAAACAGUUUGUGCUUACCCUAGUACUUUACAAGGACAGUCCUUUCGUAACCUGAAGGAAAACCAGCUGAUAUGUGCUGGACCCCUGGAACUUCCUCUUUUUGAGCUGAUCCCAUCACAAAGACAAGUGGUUUUUCAUGGAGACCGCUUGCCAUUUCAGUGUACUGCAACAUAUGUUGACAACACCACCCAAGUGCAUUGGUACCACGCUGGUCGCCUGAUUGAAACAGAUGAAGAGCGUGGCAUAUUUGUGGAGGAUAGCAUCGUUCAUGACUGCUGCUUAAUUACACGUGAACUUAUCCUGUCCAGCAUUGACAUUGAUGCAACUGGAGACUGGGAAUGUCUAGUCAACAAUUCCUAUGGAAACAGCACUAAAAAAGUAGAAAUUGUGGUACUUGAAACAGCUGCACCCUACUGCCCUGCAGAAAGAGUUAUUAACAACAAGGGAGAUUUCAGGAGUUGGUGGCAGAGAGGGCUUAGCAGUAUUGGGUCAAAAUGCAAAGCAAUGAUUGUCAGAUGGCCCAAAACGUUGGCUGGAGUAACUGCUUAUCAUCCCUGUCUCCAAUAUUCAUUUAACUCCUUUGCCUUUCACAAUGGUGCAGAGGAAUCUAAGGCGUGGCGUAAAUGUAAUCGAACUGGACGCUGGGAUGAAGAAAACUAUUCUCAAUGUCCUUAUUCACAAGAAGUAACUCAAGUUCUCCAUGCUUUUAGUCAGAUGCACAUCAAUUUGACAACAGUGCUUGAGUUUUCCCGCCAGCUGACAGCCUACACAAGAGGUGCUUCCCGCUUUGCAGAUAAAAUGGAUGUAAUAUAUUUGGCUUACAUAAUGGAAAAGUUAAUUGUCUUCGUGGAUGAAGUUGAAGAUAUUGGAGAUGCUCUCAUUGAAAUUGCCAGCAAUAUAAUGUUGGUCGAUGACCAUGUGUUGUGGAUGGCUCAAAAGGAAGACAAAGCCUGCACCAGGAUUGUACGAUGUGUGGAACACAUUGCAAGUCAAAUACUGACCAGCAAUAUUCAAAUGAUAUCAAAGGUAUCUCGCAAUAUAGCUCUGGAGGCCUUUAUGAUCAAGCCAUCUAGUUUCACGGGAAUGACUUGCACUGCCUUCCAGAAAGUAUCUGCAAAUUCUGACAAGUCAGUGGUGCACGAUUUGGGAAGCUGGGAAGCAAAUCAUCAUCUUGAUCAACACUUAAAUUUCAAGUGCAACACUGGCAAUCUGAAUGGUUCCUUAGUGAAUUCUUCGACCAGGAAUGCUGUGGCAGUAGCUUCAGUUCAUUUGCCACAGUCUGUCUUCUCUCAGUCUUCAGCCUGGCAAUCUGUUGAUAACUCCACUUGCAAGCUACAGUUUAUUGUCUUUCGGAAUGGAAAACUCUUUCCUAGCACAGGAAACUCAUCAAAUCUUGCAGAUGAUGGGAAACGUAGGACGGUUGCUACACCAGCUGUUUUUGCUAAAAUAGAUGGGUGCAGUUUUGGAAACCUCACCAGCCCUCUUACAAUAGGGUUGAGGCACUUUGCACGGGGUAUAGAUCCCAUUGCAGCCUUCUGGGAUUUUGACCUUCUAGAUGGACAUGGAGGCUGGUGGGGAGAAGGGUGCCACAUAAUUAGUUCUGCAGGCAAUAUUACCACCAUUCAGAGUACACACUUCAGUAACUUUGCAGUGCUAAUGGAUUUUAAGACAGUGCUGUCUUUCCCCCAGUACCCAGGGGAGUUUCUGCACCCUGUGGUAUAUGCAUGUACUGCAGUUAUGUUGUUGUGCCUGUUUGCUUCCAUUAUCACCUACAUUGUCCAUCACAGCACAAUCCGAAUAAGUAGAAAAGGAUGGCAUAUGCUCCUCAACUUUUGUUUCCAUACUGCUCUUACAUUUGCUGUUUUUGCUGGUGGAAUCAAUCGCAUUAAGUAUCCAAUUAUAUGUCAAGCUGUUGGCAUAGUAUUACAUUAUUCUACACUCUCUACUAUGCUAUGGAUUGGAGUAACUGCCAGGAAUAUUUAUAAGCAAGUCACAAAAAAACCUCAGUCAUGCCAAAAUAGUGACCAACCUUCUUAUCCAAAGCAACCACUACUCAGAUUUUACCUGAUUAGUGGCGGAGUCCCUUUUAUUAUAUGUGGGAUUACAGCAGCAACCAAUAUCAAUAAUUAUGGGAUUGAAGGCAAUGCACCAUAUUGCUGGAUGGCGUGGGAGCCCAGUCUCGGAGCUUUCUAUGGGCCAGUAGCAUUCAUCGUGCUAGUCACCUGCAUCUACUUUCUCUGCACGUAUGUGCAGCUGAAGCGCCAUCCUGAGCGCAAGUAUGAGUUAAAGGAAAAGACAGAAGAUCCACAGAGAAUACCAAGCACUGAGGUGGGCCAUGGUCAUAUUACAGACUCUGUGUCAGUUCCCCAGCCAACCUGUUCCAUGAUUUCUUCCUCCUUACUGGAAAAUGAGCAUUCAUUUAAGGCUCAGCUUCGAGCUGCGGCGUUCACUUUGUUCCUGUUUACUGCCACUUGGACCUUUGGAGCACUUGCAGUAUCUCAAGGUCAUUUCUUGGAUAUGAUAUUCAGCUGUCUUUAUGGAGCCUUCUGUGUGACCUUGGGGCUUUUCAUCCUGAUCCAUCACUGUGCAAAACGAGAUGAUGUGUGGCAUUGCUGGUGGUCCUGUUGCCCAUCUAGAAGAAACACCUAUUCUGUCCAAGUUAAUGUGCGCCCAAAGGUUAAUGUCAAUGGUGACACUCAAGUUCAUGCACCUUGUCUUCAGGAAUCACCGUGUCCCAACAAAUCAGCUGUGUUUAACCAUCCAGCAGCUAGCCACUGCAAACUUACCAACCUACAGGCAGUUCAAAAUCAUGUUAACUGCCUUUCGCCUGUGACACCGUGUUGUGCAAAAAUGCACUGUGACCAGCUACUCGACGACGAAGCUCACAUUCAUGUCCACAGCGAGGGAACCUUCAGACCCAACAUGCACAUUCAUAGAUGUCUGAAAAGCAGAACUAAGCCACGUUACUUCAGUCGGCAUAGGUCUGCAGGUGAAAGAGAAUAUGCCUAUCACAUUCCUUCGAGUAUUGAUGGCAGCAUCCACAGCUCACAUACAGACAGUCCCCACAGUACACACGAUAGCCAGUCAGGUCACAGACGGGCCUGCUGCUCAAAAAGUGAUCCAUAUCCUACUGUCAACCAGCCUGAAAGUAGCGACGCAAGUACUGUAAUAUAUAGUUGUACUAAAAUGCCAGAGAGUGACACUGUGCACCAUCCUGCUCACUUUGAAAUGCACCCACGGACACAGUCAUUGCCAUUUAAUACGACAAAUCACAAUGGAAUUCUCAAGGGAAAUGUGCAUGAAGCCAUGAUAUACAGCUCAGAUAGUACAGGAAAUAUCAAAACUGGCCCAUGGAAAAAUGAAACUACUGUGUAGUUCAUGGGCCAUCGUAAUGUGGCUUUUCCCCUAAACCAUCAUUAGCUUUGUUUUUAUUCCAAAUGAAGUAAGAUGACGUAUUUGUGGAGCUCAUCAGUGAAUUGUACAGCUUUUCCAUCUUUAUUCCCAUUUUCUUAACAAGAGUAUAAAAGAGAGAGAUAGUGACAGUUUUUAAAUGAAGGUAUUUUUAAGAGAAACUUAUAAAACUAUUCUGAAAGAUAAUUAGAAAAUUAAGUCUAGAUAAUUGAAUAUGAGAGGCAAUAUCCUUUUGUUACCCAGAACAUUUCUUUAGAGAUGCACCAUUUUUAUUCGUUGUUUUCACUUUUAUUCCGCAGUAACUUCAGACACUUUUUAUAAACAUAUCAGCAUCUUAAACUUUUACUUAUUUAUUUUUGUAGCAAAAUAUUAUUAAUGGGCCGUGGAGUUUGAUCGGAAGCGACUGUGGUGGAAACGGUGAACUGGGUUUUAUAAAACUGCAGCUUUUUAGAUCUACAAAAGUGAUACUGCCUCUAAAAAAAAAAUCUUCUGUAGCAUAUGGCCUGUAAAGUUGUGUAAUGUACAGUCUCUGUUCCGUCUUUUUCUUGUUGGAGAGAAGUGCUAGGUAAUGUCUCUGUUACAUCUAUGGUGCUGUAUCGGUUGUAUUUUGCAUGACAUACGUCAGGAUAUACCAUUCGCUGUUUUCUAGUGUUACAUGUGUUAAAAAAAAAAGAGAAAAAAAAAAAGGUGUUGUACAAGGCUGUGAAAAGCCCUAUCAAUAUUAACCUAGAGCAUUAUAAAUCUACAGGAAAGAAAAAAAAAUCACUGCACUAGUUUUAAGUGGCACAAUCCUUUGUAUAAGGUUAUAUGAUAGCUUUGAUAAGGGUCCACUCUAAUGUCUUUACAGAGCAUGCACUACUCAUCGUAUGUGGCACUGUGCGGUGUAAUAGCAACUGUCUCGACGAGUUUUACACUUCUUUGUAAAGUAUGCCUUUUGAACAACUCUGUAAGCUGUUUCACCAUCACCUUCCCACAUCUGUUAAGGUAGAGCAGUUUUGUCAUUAACUCUUUGAGGACUACGGUUAUUUUCUUAAAGUAGCUUAUUCGACUUCAGAGACGCUGUAUGUACGGUACCGUCUGCGUAGUUACUUGCUCAGUGUAGUCCAGAGCCAUCAGGAAAGAGAAAAUUAAUUUUCCAAACUGUACCUUCUCAGACUUCAGCUAUUAAUUUCACCACUUGCUUUCUGAAAAGCCAUUUCCUCCCCUAGCAAAUUGUCUUCACCCUUUAAUGCUAAUUUGACCUUCAGAGCAGUUCUUUGUGUUCAUGAUUUCUGCUGAAUUGUAGGGCAUUCCAGGGUCAGUUCCAUUCUUUAAUAAUAAGGCUCUUGGCAAGAUUUUUUUUUCAUGUUUCCAUGAACAUCUGGACACAAAGCAUCAACUCACAGUACAGAACGGCACCAUAAUUACCCCUAUAUGAAAUAAAACUGGGUUCUUUUUUUUCCCCUCCAAAUAAGAAGGGUCAGUACAAUAAUGGAUUUCAGAAAGUGAAUAGGAGCAUACAGUUGUGAGAAAAAUAUCUGCAGUGGAAAGUGAGCAGUGCAUCCAUAAAUAACAGAAAAAGCACAGUUCUGUGUGGCCACAUACAGAAAGUUUGCUGUCAGGUCUCAACACAAACUUAUGUAGUUGCUAGGUUGCUGCUGAGAGGAAAUAGAAAAUUCCCUUGAGGGUUCAUCAGUCUGCGAUUCUCUGUGUACAUGUUGCAGAAAUCUUCACAUACCUUACGCCAGUUUUUUUCUGUUAUUAGCAGUUUAUUAGUCUCUACUUCCCCCACCCCUCAUCCCCCCCUAAUAUGUAGGAAUGCAUUUCCUAAUAAUGUACAUAAAGAUGACAAUUAUAAGUGUUAGAAUGUUAUAAAAACAUGUAAGUCAGAUGAUGAAUGUGUUCUGCAGUGUUGCAGGUGGGAAUUAGUACUCAAAGGGUUAAUGCUCAGUAUCUGAGUGCAAGAAAUCUGGGGGUUCUUUUUUUCUGUAUUUUUGUAAAUUUGAAAUCUAUAUUGUAAACUCCAGCAGUGCAAUGUAUCCAUCCCAGAUUGUGUAUUUUUAAAAGGUGAGCAAGAAGAGUGCACUAGAUGGUUGUCAAGUUUUAAGCCUAUAUACCACAGUUUCAUAACUUCUUCUUUAGCUAAUACAAAAAAAAAAAAAAGAAAAAAAAAGAAAACAAGAAAAAAGAGGGAAAAAAAGCAGAAAUGCCUGAGCUUUAUUAUGUAUAUGCUGUAUAUGCUUGAACUGUCUCUAAACCAAAAUACAGUAUUUUCCUUUGUUUGCAUAAUGAAAUGUUUUCUGUUUAAUAAUGGUUUUCAUUUAAUAUUGCUUUUAUUCAUUCCAUGUAGACAGUGAGUCCUAAACAAGCAUAGACAUAAUAAGAAAUACCACUUCUCUGUGUCUCAGCACUCUGUAUAUGUGUAUCCUGUAAUAGCAAAAUCCUAGGAGGUCUGUAGACCGUUAUGCAAAAUAUUCCACACACACAGCCAAGUGAAAUACUCAGUCUGUGAGAACCCACUCGGUGAGCUGCUUUAAUUCGGCUUGUGUUUUAAUCACCCCUGUCAUUUUGUCUGAGAGGUGAGUUCCAUCUCCAUAAUGGCUUACAAAGAAGUAAAUAGGUGCUGCUUUCCACAGAAUAUCUUAUGCGAUAAAACUCUCUGGAAUUGAAACGUAAAAUAUUAAACCACUUUUCUUAUUGUGUUAAAAAAUAACUUAGUGAAUACUUCUGGGCUAAUUUGGAAGAGAUGUGUUAUGCAAUAAGCUGUUUGCAUAUUAUUUUUUCAAGAGAAUAUACAGUAUAACUACAGAGUAGAAGAAACAUGAUAUUAAAUAAAUAUAAAAAAUGUUUUGUAACAUCA
Molecule: messenger RNA, 6871 nt
Organism: Pogoniulus pusillus (Red-fronted tinkerbird)
Lineage: Eukaryota; Metazoa; Chordata; Aves; Piciformes; Lybiidae
Product: adhesion G protein-coupled receptor A3-like
Exons: 20
Coding region: 19-3996 (1325 amino acids)
Biological process (GO): cell surface receptor signaling pathway; G protein-coupled receptor signaling pathway
Cellular component (GO): plasma membrane; glutamatergic synapse; postsynaptic density
Molecular function (GO): G protein-coupled receptor activity; protein binding
Source: RefSeq, a predicted model, not a curated record